This is a messenger RNA of Daphnia pulicaria, 408 nucleotides long. RefSeq names its product protein maternal effect lethal 26-like. The transcript has a single exon. Gene Ontology annotation, cellular component: cytoplasm; nucleus. Bases 1 to 408 code for a protein of 135 amino acids. Lineage: Eukaryota; Metazoa; Arthropoda; Branchiopoda; Diplostraca; Daphniidae. Gene Ontology annotation, biological process: proteasome-mediated ubiquitin-dependent protein catabolic process; regulation of proteolysis. The record is from RefSeq and is a predicted model, not a curated record. Gene Ontology annotation, molecular function: ubiquitin protein ligase binding.
AUGAAGGAAGCAGCGACUGGUGAGGUUGUUAUUGAUGACGUGCAGCCGGACAUUUUCAAGCAACUACUACACUACAUCUACUCUGGCCGGCUUUUGACAGAGCUGACUGAAGAAGCUACAGCUCAGCCUCUGUUCGUGGCGGCCGAUAAGUACGACAUCAACGACUUGAAAGAAGAAUGCGUCCGUUUCCUGCUUACCUGUGUUCGAGUAGAAAACGCCAUCAAUCUCUUGGUAUGGGCGCAUCUUCACUCGGUCGACGAGCUACAGCAAACAGUCGUCUCGUUCAUGACCUUGCAAGGAAAAGAAGUUUGUCAUUUGAAAGAAUGGGAAGAUCUCACCAAGAACUAUCCGGACCUCUGUGUACUGGUAACUCGACGCAUCAUUGAUCGUAUGUGUCUGUUUAUUUGA